CUUGCUCUAUACAAAAUAGGUCGAGAAAAAGGAAGAUAUAUAAAGAGGCGUUCCUGGAUUUCCUGUCGCAGUUUCCUCCUGGUCUUCAGCCAAACAUGGUAUGGGAGGUAUUCAGAAUCGCACUAGCUUAUGGGCUAAUCGUGCCCUUAACUAAUGCCUCUCUCAGACAUGAUGGAGUAGGAGCAGGAGACAGAGGAAUAAGCUGCACAGGAGCUUACUGCGAAAGCCUUGCUUUCCAGGGAGGGGAGUCAAGUGGACCUUCCGGAACAGCAAUUUCUAAUGCUUUGGGUUUUGGAAAUGAAUCAAAGAGCAGGUACUCGAGCGGUUCGUCAGGAAAACCUACCAUCGUGGGUGGACCUGCAAUACUCAUUGGCAGCACCACUUCUUAUGGAGGAACGGACACUGGUAAAAACUCAGGAAUAUUUGCUGGUGGCUCAGGAGUAGGUUUUGGGGGUGAACAUUCCAGGGGAUCAUUUGGAGGAUUUGUCUCAGAUUCUGUCUUUAAAGGAUUUAGUGACAGAACAAAAGGUAGCUCAGGAGAUAGGCAUAGUGGAUCCAUAAGGGGAUUAAGCUCGGGUAGUACUUCCAAUGGAUUUACUGAUGGCACAUACACUAGUGGAUCUCCUAGGGGAUUUGGCACAGGCCAUAACUUUGCAGAACUCGCCAAUGGCUCAAGUGGUGAACUUGGUAGUGGAUCCAUCAGUGAAUUAUCUGGAGUCUUUAUAUCUGGUAGCAACUCAGACUUUAGGCACAGUUCAGGGGGUAGCUCUGGUAGUGGUCAUUUAAGUGGACCAUCUGGAGGAUUUAGAUCUAGCCAUGGCUCAGGUGGCAUAGGAGGUGAUGCUGGAAGUAAAUUUCCUACUGGUUCAUUUGAAGGAAUUGGCUCUGGUCAUAUCUUAAGUGGGAGAACAAGAGUUGGCUCUGGAAAUGUAUACUCUAGUGGACCUUCUACUGAUAUUAGAUCUAGUCACAGUUCAGGAGGAUUUAGUAAUAAUAUAGGAGGUAACUCUGGAGGUGGACAUUCCAGUAAAUCAUCUGUAGGACUCAGCUCUGGUAAGAGCUCUGGAGGACUUGGCAGGAGUGCAGGAUCAGCUGAAGGGUUUGGUUCUGGUCAUAGCUCAGGAAGGUUUAGUGGAAGUAAAGAAGGUGGCUCUGGAUCUUCUGGAGGACUUGGUCUUGGAGGAUUUAAUAAUGUCAUAGGAAGUGGCUCUGGAGGUGACUACUCUAAUGAAUCAUUGGGACAAUUUGGAUCUGGUGGUAGUCUAAAAGAUUUCAAUGGGAUUUCAAGAAGUAGACAUUCUAGUGGACCCUUUGUGAAAUCUGACUCCAGCAGCAGCUCAGUUAGGUUUGGUACGAGUCCACAAGAAGGGUACUCUGGCGGGUCAACAAUAGCAAUUGGUUCUAGUGGUGGCUCAAGAAGCUUUGGAGGUUUUGGUGGUGGUAGCGCAUUUAGAGUACCUGAAGGUGGUUCUAAUCAGGACUACUCAGCUGGAUCAUCUGGUAGUUUUAUAUCUAGUAGCAACACUGGGGGAUCUAAAAGUGGAUCUAGUAAGGGUCGUGUAAGUGGGUCAUCCACUGGUUCUGGGUUUGGAGGUGAUAAGGAGCUGGGGUCAGGAGGAGGUUCAAGAGGUUUUAGAGGAGGAUCCAGUGGAAUACAUUCAACUGAAUCAUCUGGUGGCUUUGGUUCUUUUAAAGGUGCUAGUGGCCCAGUUGGUGCAACACGUUCUGAGCAUGCUUCACUAGGAAGUUUCAACCUUGCUGGGGGCCUUGUUUUAGAAUCUGAAGAAAAUAAUCCAGGAGGGUCCUUUGGUCCCUUUAAUUCCGGGAAAGACUCAGGAGGAUUUCACAAUGGUUCAGGUGUUAGAUUUUCAGAUGGGCCAGAAACUGUCUAUUUUGGUGGCAAGUCUGGAGGGGUCAGAGAAGGGUCAAGAAGUGGGGGAUCAAGAGGAUUUGGUACAAAUAUUAACUCCGGGGGAUCUAAAGGUAAACUAAUAAGUGGACAUCCAAAUGAAUCAUCAGGAGAAUUUAGUUCACAUAGCACCUUUAGCAGGUUUGGAAAAGGAUCGGCUCGAGGAUUUCCACCUAGGGCUUCAAGAGGAUUUACAGGCAGAUCAGGUGAGUUACAUUCUACUGCAACACCUGUAACAUCAAGUUUAGGAAGCAGCUUACGAGGACCUGGCAGUGGAUCAAGCACAGGAUACUCAUCAGGAUCAAUUGGAAUAUUUGCUGUUGGGGGAAGCUCAGGAUUUGUUGGGGCAUCAGAUGAGCCCAAAAAUAUCAUAUCUAAAGGAAUUCCUGGAAGUGUUAAAGAAAGUUCUAAAAAGGGAUAAUCUUGGGAAUUUAGUUCUGUUCACUCCAAUAAAGAUAACAAAAGUGAGUUUGCAAACAGGGUUUCUAGAAGUUAUGCCCCUGGAAUUAGAACCUCAUCAAGUACUUCUGACGGGUCUGUGAAUGUUAUUUACUUCGUAGAGGUAAUUAACAAUAUGUAUUCUGUAAUCCAACUUUAUGAGAUUAUUAAGGCACGGUUGAAUUUAUAACAUUUACCAGUUUUCACGUUUAUAUUUGAUGAUAUUCAAAAGACUGUGAGUUUGUUGCUGAUUGUUAAGUUACUGUUUUUUACUAAAAAUGAAUGUUUAUUUUCAUACGCAAAUACAUUGUAAACCAAGUUUAUAUUUAUGUCUUUAACCUUUCUUGAGACAGAAGUUGUUUAGGGAUCUUUUCAGUUUUCCUAAACAUUAAACCAACUAUUUAGCCAUAG
This is a messenger RNA of Macrobrachium nipponense, 2758 nucleotides long. RefSeq lists its product as uncharacterized. The record is from RefSeq and is a predicted model, not a curated record. Bases 96 to 2330 code for a protein of 744 amino acids. Lineage: Eukaryota; Metazoa; Arthropoda; Malacostraca; Decapoda; Palaemonidae. The transcript has 2 exons.